AUUCUGGAUUUGCACUGUGUUAAACAAGAUUAUGGGAUGGAGAGCUCUCCCAGCCCACGAGAGCAUAACGCACAGGCUAUUUGUCGGCUCGGAUGCAGCAGCAUCCCCUCAGAAGCACAGCUUCAGCGCACACAGUCAGACUGUCUCAGCCCGUCCAGGAUGCUGUACCACGCCGUCGGGGGAUCUCACACUCCAAGCCGUGCGUAAUUUCUGCUGAAAUAAAUCUGGCGACGAAAUCAACUAUAAUGUGAUUUAGACUGCAUGGGAUCAACGGCGAGCACAAAAACGGAGUUAAGAAAAACCCUGCAAACUCUCUCCGAUUUAACUUGAAACCGGAGCAUGGGAGACGUCUGCACGGAUGCAGCUCCGCAUCGGCUUCAGAAGUUGGACAGACAGAGAAUUAAUGGGUAUGACUCUUGAAUUUGGACGAGCAUCCCCACGCUGUACAGACGUCGUGCAAUAUUUUAGAAGCCCAGCGGUGGACCUGACCCAAUGUCCAUGGUAUGUGUCUUUGGAGGGUGUUAUAUGAUCAACAUGUGGCACAUGAACGUCAGUCACAUUUAAUCUGUCUGAGGCAUGGAGGAAUAUUGAUCUCCAAAGAGCCCGUGGGUGCCACUUAUUAUUCACGGUAAUGGAAUGAAGACACUUUAUUGAGAAAAUGGAUGAAAGACCCAGUAAGCUAAUUUUGGUUCCUAUUUUAGCUGUACUCUUUGUUAUGAUAGGUUACCAGUACAUUUGUCCUGCUGGCAGCAAUUCGUGCCACUUUAAGACCGACGAGAAAUCGAGUCUAAUUUCAGCCCCGUACCAGGACAGCGAUGAUUUCUACAGAGAUCAAGACAUGGAGGAUGACAGCCCUCCAAAACUACCCUCCAAAUUCAACUUCACCGAGAGAGAUCUAGACAGACACGUGGAGUUCAACAUGAAAGGGGACGACGUGAUAGUGUUUCUGCACAUCCAGAAGACCGGAGGAACCACUUUCGGGAGGCACUUGGUGAGGAAUAUUCGCUUGGAGCAGCCGUGCGACUGCAAGCCCGGACAGAAGAAAUGCACAUGUCACCGACCGGGGAAAGAGGAGUCCUGGCUCUUCUCCCGGUUCUCUACUGGCUGGAGCUGCGGGCUGCAUGCAGACUGGACCGAGCUAACGAACUGUGUUCCUGUCAUCAUGGAUAAGAAGGAGGCCCAGAGGAAUAAAAGGAACUUCUACUACAUCACCAUGCUGCGCGACCCAGUCUCCCGCUACCUGAGUGAGUGGAAACACGUCCAGAGAGGAGCCACAUGGAAGACUGCCCUCCAUAUGUGUGAUGGACGCUCACCCACCCAGGACGAGCUGCCCACCUGCUACAGCGGGGAUGACUGGUCCGGUGUCACCCUGACAGAGUUCAUGAACUGCCCGUCAAACCUCGCCAACAACCGGCAGGUCCGCAUGCUGUCCGACCUGAGUCUGGUGGGCUGCUACAACCUGUCGUCCAUGAACGAGAGCCAGCGCAACCACAUCCUCCUAAGCAGCGCCAUGAGCAACUUGAAGAACAUGGCUUUCUACGGCCUCACCGAGUUCCAGCGCAAGACGCAGUACCUCUUUGAGCGGACGUUCAGCCUGCGCUUCAUCUCCGCCUUCACGCAGCUCAACAGCACGAGAGCGGCCAACGUGGAUCUGAGCGAGCUCGUGCGCAGGCGAAUCGAGGAGCUCAACUUCCUGGACGUGCAGCUGUACGAGUACGCCAAGGACCUGUUCCUCCAGCGGUUCCAGUUCACCCGGCAGAGGGAGCACCAGGAGGUGCGCUUGAAGAGGCGGGAGGAGAGGCGCUGGCUACGGGAGCAGAGGGACCAGGGAAGGCCCUGGUCGCCCAAACACAGAGGGGGCGAGAACACGGAAGGGACAGGGGAAGGAGGUUUGGAGAAGCAGAGUGACAGUGACUUCCCCCCGACCACCACCGAGGACUACACAAGCCAGGUGGCUCGUUGGUGAAGCUUUGGUCCCAGAUAGAGAGAGCUGAGCGAGAGAAAGAAGCUGACGGAGAUUCCUCACAGACUAUGCUGAAACUCUUCACGUGACUCUCUCUCUCUCUCUCGUCUUUAAUCCGUCUCCUGCAUCCACCUGUUUUGUCAGCUUCAGUGUGAUCCAAGUGCUCCGCUAUUUCUUUACAAAAAAACUGCCAAGUCUGUGAGUUUCACAGCAGCUCUGUCUUGGAGUUGCCUUGGGUGUCUUAAUUCUUUAAAUGCUGUUUAUCUAUUUUCUGUCAUUCAAUUAUGGCCUUGGUUAUUUAAGAUUUACCGGACGAGAAAAAAAAAAAGUAGGCUACUUUGAUUUAAUUUGACAUUCGCAAAAGGGAAUGAUUGUCUAUGUUGCAAUAGAUACAAAAUAUAUUUCAUCUGAAAGUUGCAGUAGCGGAACUGAUGGUUGCAUGUCACACAUCUUUUACAUACAAUUGGGGAGAGCGAAUUCCAAAAGACAUCAAUUUAACGUGAAUAAUGAAGACAAUGUUUUCUUUGAAUUAAAAGCCGAUCUUAAAACCACAUCAUAUGCAUGCAAUAACCAUCAUUUAAAUCAAAUUAUAAGACUCUUAAGACUUAUGUCUGAUGCUAACAGUUUUGUUUUUUCUACAGUGCAAUAUAUUUUCUUUAAGUGCAAUAACUAUCCAAAAAACAACAACAACACGCCGGCAGUGAGAUGACAUCCAGCCGAACAAAACUGCUACAGUCCUCCCCUGCACUUUUGGUGAAACGUUGUGUUUGUGGUGGGGCGGGACUGAAGCAUAUCUUGUGAGAAAAUUCCUUUUUGAAGUCGCGAGUUGCAGAGAUUAAAAGUUGGUAAAUGGUACAGGUGAUGAAAUGUGUCAGCGUGCCCGGUAUGCGGCUCGACUGUGAAUGAGAUGAUCAGCAUUCAGCUCUCACGGCCCUCCCCGUCACACUGGCUGCUUUUACAUAUUUGUAGAGCUGGCGGAAACUGCACUGUGGGCAGCGAGAGCCAGCAGAGCGCCUGGGACACAAAGAGGAGCCUCAAAAGCAGAUAGAAGGGACAUAAAACACCCUCGUCGUUCCCUCGUCCCGACAGUUCCCACAACCUCCGAAACCGGCUUGUUUUUAUCUGCUCAAAUAGACUCACCGUGAUGUUUUUUUUUGUUUUUUUUUUCCAUGUCUCUUAUCUCAUUUUCACUCACGAGGCUUGCUUAUCAAAUUCUCACUAAAUGUCAACACUGCUGCUGCUAUUGUAACAGUAAUUUCUGUUCAUGUUUCUCCUUUGGUUGCAGUUAAAAUACCUCAUGUGGCACAGUCUCGCUUCGUUUUGUUUUCCGUCCUGUUUGGGUGAUUCAUUCAGCUGCUGCAGUGAAUGGGGUUUGAAUGAAUACCAGUUCUGAGCUGCUGCUGCUGCUGCUGCUGCUACUGCCUCCGCCGCUGCUGUUGCUGGGAGGUGUACGGCUGCACCUGCCUGUAUGUCUGUUCAGUCAGCGAGUUCAGUCAGCGUUGGCACGGACUGAACAGAAGAAAGGGAGACGAGGUGUGUAGCACAGCGAUAACUCGCUGCAAGUGUUUCAAGUGUGGCUAGCCGUGCCGCCGCUCUGAAUAUUGAAAUGUUCCGUGCCUAAUUUUAAAAUCACGCCAUUUGCGGCGGGGCGGAGGAAUAAUGCAAAAACGAACAAGCCCUUUCACGUCAAACGAUGCCAGGAUGCUCUGCUGCUCUGCUGUAGUCACUCAUAAUGGAAUAUAUGAACUGCUGAAGGCCCCCCCACCUCCCGAAUGUAUUAGUGUUUCCAUUUAAAUUAACAUAAAAGGAACAUUUUCACACACGUUUGUGAGGUACUUAAAAAGUUUCAACUUUCAACAGCAGAAAUUUGUGUGUUCAUUCAGAGCGGAAUAUUCUCACAUUUGCCCCUUUUUUUCGCAGACAUCUUGACAUGUGGAAAGCACAGUGUCUAAAUAAUAAGAGUAAUUACCGCUGUAUUCCACUUUGCUGCUUGGUAAUGUCAUUAGCGAAACCUGUGAUUUUCCCUGCUGUAACAAUGGAAAAUGUCUGCUGUGGGAAAAAAAGAAAAAAAAAGAAAGAAAAAGCCCACUGCAACAGAGUUCCUCUUCAAACCGCACGUAAAGCGAAUGCAUUUAGAGCUAAAACUGUUCCUACUGGACCGUGAGAAGAUUUCUAUUUAAAACGGCAACUGUCAGGCAGAUGUAUUAUUUCUUUGCUAACACUGCAACUUACACAGCGAUUUGAUUGCGCAGUACGGAUAAAUACAGUGGGAGAGUAGAAGACAGAGGGGAAGAUGGGAACAUUUAUAGGCAUUCUUUUAAUAAAAUGAAAUGCUGCGCUCCUCUGUGACAGCAGAAUUACAACGUUCCCCGGUGACAGAUGGCAUGAGCUGUAGAAAUGCCACGUAGCUAUUAAUGAAACACUCAUGAAACACUUGGAAAUGUGCUACCGGCCCCAUUUUUACAUACAUAUGUGUAUAUGUGUGAGUGUGUGUGUGUGUGUGUACGUGUGUUCUCAUUGUAUUGAUGUGUAUUCAAUAGCAGUCAUGAACUGUGCAUUCAUUGCCUUGGCAUUAUCAGCAAAGUAUAUAUAAAAACUGACUUUUAAAAGUUGAGUUCUCAUCAGUCCACGAACAAAUCUUUUACAGAGUUAAAGUUUGCACCGUCUGUACCAUCAUAAAAACGCGACAUUUAUUCUCUUUAUCUCUGUGAUUUCUAUUUAUGUGCUUCACUGAACCUUGUCCUAUAGGACUUUCCAGCCUACGGUGUAGAUUUAAGAAAAAAAAAGCAAAAAAAAAAAAAGCAAACACAGAUUUUCACCCUAAAUGAAACUGCCAUUCCCAGAAAUGUGUGACAUGCCACUUUGUAAAAGAAGGAGUUUGAUGAACUCGUGCUGCCACUCGGUGAAGAGGUGUUUGAGAAGGUGAUUUAUCUGUUUAUCUGUUUUAACGAGAACCGCUUCGUCCGAUGGCAAUCAGCGACGUUGGAGGAGAGCUUUCUUGGUGUAAGAAAUUCAGUGUACAUAGUCAAAGUCUUGUGAUGAAAAGAACAAUCCAAAAGCCUUUUGGCCUGUUAUAUAUUUAAUCUGCCAAUUUUCUUGUCAGACCCUAAAUAAAAAAGAAAAAAGAAAAAAAAAGAGUGAGUUCUGCUUAACACAUCAGAAAUAAAUGCAUCGAAUGGCCAUGACAUUAUUGUGUGGGCUGUUUUUAUACUGAGGGCUUUGGUGACAACACUGCUACAUUAACUUAUUAGGGCAUGAGAGCUGUCAUUCGUUCCAUCAUACAGCGGGAAAGUAUA
Molecule: messenger RNA, 5259 nt
Organism: Mugil cephalus (flathead mullet)
Lineage: Eukaryota; Metazoa; Chordata; Actinopteri; Mugiliformes; Mugilidae
Gene: hs6st3b
Product: heparan sulfate 6-O-sulfotransferase 3b
Exons: 2
Coding region: 659-1966 (435 amino acids)
Cellular component (GO): membrane
Molecular function (GO): heparan sulfate 6-sulfotransferase activity
Source: RefSeq, a predicted model, not a curated record